This is a messenger RNA of Capsaspora owczarzaki ATCC 30864, 1392 nucleotides long. RefSeq lists its product as hypothetical. The transcript has a single exon. The record is from RefSeq and is a predicted model, not a curated record. NCBI's taxonomy places the organism in Eukaryota, Filasterea, Ministeriida, Capsasporidae. Bases 1 to 1392 code for a protein of 463 amino acids.
AUGCUACUGCUGCAAGCCAACUCACCAGCAUUGCUGGCCACUCUCGGAGAUGCAGCCACGAUAGGUGGACUCGACCAGCACCAGCGAAGGCCAAGCGUGAGUGCUGCUGCUGCAAGCUCGUCGGCAGCCGGAGGCGAAGCGGGUCGAAAUAGCUUGUCACAGAAUCAGAAUCAUCUCGCAACCGCCGACGCUGGAACGUCGACGAGCGCGUCUGCCACGGCUUCCAGCUCGAGUGCAGCAACCACGUCGCUCACAUUUGCGCCCCUGCCCGCGGUGGAGCGUGCGCGGUUGUCGCGGGCAUUCCGAAAUUCCUUCUUUGCGGCAGUUGGUGAUUUGGACGAUUGGGACGAGCUGCUGGCCAACAACAACGCGCCGACUCCUGCGAGCCUCGAGGGCAGCAGCAGCAGCAGCAGGGGCACUGAGAGAGACGCCAUCCACCGGCUGGCGACGGCGUCUGCUGCGGGUGGCCACGGUACCGCUGGGACGACCGCGCCAGAUUGGGCGAAUGCGAAUUUGAACAACGACUUGACUCAUCAGGAUCAACAGCGACGUCCAACAAGACAAUCGAGAAGACCAGCAGCCGGCGACUCGUCCAAUCGAGCUUCGCGGGCAUCCAUGCGAAAGAGCCUCAUGCUGCCAGAGCUCGAACGAGACAAUCGCAACUCGUGCAUCUUGUCGCUCGACGAGAUUCAGGCACUCGGGCUGUUUGGCCACGACACGCCCGGAUGGGCGCCGGAUUCGCUCGAGUCGCAGCUGGCCAAGGUGUUUCAGACAAUGCAACGCGAGCAGCAGGCAGGCGUCAAUGUCGAAGACAUGCAGCUGGAGCUGGGUGCCAAUCUCAGCGACAAGUGGCAACUCGUCAUUGUGACCCACAGCGAGACGGUCGAGCAAGCACACACCGCCAGUAUUGUUCAGGAGCAUGUCUCGCAGCAUUGCCACGUGGAAGUCCGACGGCGAUGGCAGCGGGCGUCUCGUGGCGCGACCCCAAGCACUGACCUGUUGUUGGGCGAUGGCGAGGAAGAGGUUAUCGAGUCGCCAGUGGACCCUGAGAAUGACGCUACAGAAGCAGUAGCGGCAGCAGCAGCAGCAGCAGCACUGCAUUUGGAUCAAGACUCGGACGGCGUGUACCAUGGAGCCUUCCGAUUCAAUCUAGAAGACCAACGCGCAGCAUCUCAAACAUCCGGCGGGUUUCCUUCCGCCCUCUCGUCCCGACGCGCCUCUGUCAACCCAACAGGACCCGCCUCAUUCUACCAGACUGUCGUCGAACACGUCCACACGCACACACACACGCAUCAGCACACGCACACGCAUACGCACACGCAUUCUCACACGCAUGUUCACGCGCAUGCGUUCUGGCUGCCAGUGUUGAGCGGUGUGCCUCUCAGGAUCUGA